Molecule: messenger RNA, 4736 nt
Organism: Coregonus sp. 'balchen'
Lineage: Eukaryota; Metazoa; Chordata; Actinopteri; Salmoniformes; Salmonidae
Source: the annotation of a GenBank genome assembly
AGGCUACUGACCCACUGAGAGAUUUCAGACCAAACUAACCUUGAACGCUGGUAUUUACAGGCUAGGACUCCCAGGUAAACAGUCCGUCUGUUUCAAUAUCUUGAGAGCGCUCCUUUUGAUUUUGUUUCCAACUAAUAUAUUUCCCUGCUGCUGCAAAGGGGAGCGAGAUGCGUGAGAGAUAUAAAAGUAAGGAGAACGCGGGCAGUGAAUGCAUCCAUACUUUUGAGGGGAAUCGGGACAUUGGAAACGGGCUGUUUAGGAGUUACGACUCACCUAUGCCAGGAGAACCUGCCAGCUACUUGGAGGGACCAAAUUCCCCUACUGGAGGUAUCCUGACAAGUUUGGACCACUGCCAUGGGAAUGGGCCUACAACACUGGACUCUUCUUUGACAGGUCAGCACAAUUUAGUGACUGCCUUCCUUCUUUAAUCAAAUGUCAUUAUCUAACCAAAUAUGAUAAUUUAAGGAGUUGACGUCCAUAAAUGUUUUAACUCACAACCUUACUGAAAAUGAGAAUGCCCACUUCAAUUCAUCAACUUGUGUUGAGUAGUCUACAUUUAGCCAAAAGGUGCAAUACACAAGCUUUCUAAUAACGCUUUACAUCCCAACCUGGUCUCGUAUUAUUGUGUAUGAAAUCCAGGACACUCAAUUUAGAAUGAUAUGUUGGGUUUUGUAUGGUUUGUAUUAAUUUGUGGAUGUACACUACCGGUCAAAAGUUUCAGAACAACUACUCAUUCAAGGGUUUUUCUUUAUUUGUACUAUUUUCUACAUUGUCAAAUAAUAGUGAAGACAUCAAAACUAUGAAAUAGCACAUAUGGAAUCAUGUAGUAACCAAAAAAGUGUUAAAGAAAUCAAAAUAUAUUUUAUAUUUGAGAUUCUUCAAAUAGCCACCCUUUGCCUUGAUGACAGCUUUGCACACUCUUGGCAUUCUCUCAACCAGCUUCACCUGGAAUGCUUUUCCAACAGUCUUGAAGGAGUUCCCACAUAUGCUGAGCACUUGUUGACUGCUUUUCCUUCACUCUGCAGUCCGACUCAUCCCAAACCAUCUCAAUUUGGUUGAGGUCGGGGGAUUGUGGAGGCCAGGUCAUCUGAUGCAGCACUCCAUCACUCUCCUUCUUGGUCAAAUCACCCUUACACAGCCUGGAGGUGUGUUGGGUCAUUGUCCUGUUGAAAAACAAAUGAGUCCCACUAAGCCCAAACUAGAUGGGAUGGCGUAUAUUGCUGCAGAAUGCUGUGGAAGCCAUGCUGGUUAAGUGUGCCUUGAAUUCUAAAUAAACCACACAGUGUCACCAGCAAAGCACCCCCAAACCAUAACACCUCCUCUUCCAUGCUUUAUGGUGGGAAAUACACAUGCAGAGAUCAUCCGUUCACCCACACCGCGUCUCACAAAGACACGGCGGUUUGAACCAAAAAUCUCAAAUUUGGACUCCAGACCAAAAUACAAAUUUCCACCGGUCUAAUGUCCAUUGCUCAUGUUUCUUGGCCCAAGCAAGUCUCUUCUUAUUAUUGGUGUCCUUUAGUAGUGGUUUCUUUGCAGCAAUUUGACCAUGAAGGCCUGAUUCACACAGUCUCCUCUGAACAGUUGAUGUUGAGAUGUGUCUGUUACUUGAACUCUGUGAAGCAUUUAUUUGGGCUGCAAUUUCUGAGGCUGGUAACUCUAAUGAACUUAUCCUCUGCAGCAGAGUUAACUUUGGGUCUUACAUUCCUGUGAUGGUCCUCAUGAGAGCCAGUUUCAUCAUAGCGCUUGAUGGUUUUUGCAACUGCACUUGAAGAAAAGUUCAAAGUUCUUGAAAUGUUCCGUAUUGACUGACCUUCAUGUUGUCAAGUAAUGAUGGACUGUCGUUUCUCUUUGCUUAUUUGAGCUGUUCUUGCCAUAAUAUGGACUUGGUAUUUUACCAAAUAGGGCAAUCUUCUGUACAUCAUUCAUUUCGUGUAAUAUCUUACAAAUUUGCAAACGUACAAUAUGUUACGAUUUUGCAAAAGGUAAAAUAUGUUACGAAUUUGCAAGAUGUUAUGAUAUGUUACAAAUUCCAAUUUGUUGUGGCUACCUUUAGCUAGGUGGCUAACGCUACAGUUAGCUAGGCCAAGGGUUAGGGUUAACGUUAGAAUUAAAGUUAGGAGUUAGGUUGAAGGGUUAGGGUUAGAGUUAGCUAAAAGGUUUAAGGUUAGGGCAAGGGCUAAUGCUAAGUAGUAAGUCGUUGUAAAAAGUUGCAAAUGAGCUAAAAUGCUAAAGUUGUCCGUGAUGAGAUUCGAACAUGAAGCCUUUGAAUUGCUAGAAGUUCGCGUUAUACGCCACCCAUUCCCCCUCCUUUCGUUUUUGCCUUAAGUAACCUACUGUCUUAUGUAACCAUACCAAACAUAACAUAACAUACUAAUUUGAGUGUUCCGGAAAUAAAAUACUAUGUUACAUCUAGUGUAUGAGACCAGACUGCACAUCCAAGUAUACUGAUUUAUAACUUGUUAUAAACAUGUAUGAGCCUUUAUAUUGUCUUACAAGCAAGGAUAAUACUGUUGAUUGUUCAUAUACUAUACUGUGCAAUCUAUAUCGUUCAUACAGUACAUGUGGUUCAUUUUUGAAAAUUACAUUGAGUAAUAUGUUAGGCCUUGCUAUUUGGAAUGAGUGAUACAUUAUGAUAAUCUGAUCAUCAGUUAUCACAUUUCUUUUUAGACUAUCGGUCUGAAUUCACAAAUAAAUUGCAUUCUGUUGCAACAUGGUUUUAUUCAUCAGGUCCAAAACGCUCCAACUAUGACGGUGAGAAAAGGUACCUAGGAGUCAGGGUCAAAAUGCCUGUGAGAGACAUGCUUAAUAACAUUCGCAUAGCGAAGGGAGUGUACACCAAAAAUAUCCAGGUAUGACAUUGUGUAUUCACUGUGGCUAAAUUGCUUGGAAGACAAUUUCCACAUUCCCCAGUCCGAUGUUUUGACAUAUUCACGAUUUAUCCUUUACGUCUUUCUACAGGGCAACAGCGGCAAGGCAUUGAAAGGUUAGAAAAAAACUCUCAUUCUAUUAUGCUUAUGUUGUUGGCCUAUAACCAAGAUUGAACACUUCUGGCAGCCUCCUCUAAAGUGUGACUUGUUCUGCUCUGGAAUUAGGGUUGUUUACCUUUUGCAAACAUUAAGAGCAUAACGUGUUUGGUAAUGGGUGAGGCUGAUCACACGGAUAACAGUCAUAAAAUGCAGUCAAGACUUUACUUAAAGUGUGACGAGUACUGAGGAUACGAAGAGGCAGGACGCAGACGCAGGAAUCAACAAUGUAAAGGUGUACUUAACACUGAGCAAGAGAACAACAAAGAGCGAGUACACAACAUGACACUAACAAUCACACACAACACAACACUGAACAGUCCAGGGCUAUAUAGGGGUGGUGAUGAGGUGCAGGUGCGCUGGAGGUGAUUAGGGUGCGUUGGGUUUCCAUUCCAGCGUUGCCUAGGUUGUGCCCUCAGACCGGUGGCUCAGUAGACCGGCGAAUCAGAGCGCCGGAGGGGAGCAACGGGAGGAGACGUGACAUAAAGCCUAUGGAUAUAAUGCAUAAUGAUGUGCACAUAAAGUAUUAGUAAGACAUACGCAUAUUUGACAUCUAAGUACUUUUUCAUAAUAAUACAGUAUAUCACAGCCAUCUUGAAAAGGAGACUCGUAGGAUACUGAUAACUAACAAUACAAGUUAAAACGUGUUACUGAAUUUCAUCAUUACAAUAUGAACAUAAAUAGCACUGAAAACUGUCACAACAACAAUUAUGUAUUAUUACACAAACAUUUAUGUUGUGGGUAAGGGCAUGCAACAACAAAGAUACUGUCAACUUGAAACAUGAAACCUGCUGUCAAAAUUCCUUAUUAUAUUCUUCACAGGAGAGAAGAAACGGGUAAAUACAAAUAGAGAUGGCAGAAGUAGCAAGGUGAGUGAUUUACAGUGCAUUAUAUGAAUAAGCAUACAUGUCUUUUAACAUUUCACCAGGUUUGCCUUGCUCUAACUUGGACGGCUCAGCAAUCAACACUGGAUACUUAUUAUGUGUGUCCACUGUGUUUCAGAGAAAACAACCUACAAAGAGCCUAGAGGAACUCGCCAUAAUAGUGGAGGUUUUGGAGCAGGAUCUCAAAGCCAGCAAGUCAUACAGCCAGUCUAACAAGACUGAGUCACCCGACUACAGUCUAGAGCCCAACGAGCAACCAUGGAAUAGUCCAGAGCCACUCCAACAUAGUCACUCAAUGAAGUGCAGUCAGGAAAACAAGAUGCCACAACAAGCCCCAAACUACUGUAUGUCAGAGCUCAACCUAUCCAGCUCUGCAGACAAACAGAACACUAGUGUCCCUCCGCUUAACUCCCAUGGAGGGUAUAUCAACGACGAAUCCGACAAUAUGAUGCCCAGUCCAGAUUCAUAUAUGUCUUACUUCCCCAGCUGCACCAGUGAAUAUCAAGUGCCAUCUCCCCAAGAUUCAGUCUUCACUAGCCCCCAGUCCUCCAGCUAUGAGUUAGGUCAGGAUGGAGGAAGUGACUACCAGGAUAGCUUUAGCUGUCAGGAUAGCUUUAGCCCCCAGUGCCAGGAUAGCUUUAGCCCCCAGUGCCAGGAUAGCUUUAGCCCCCAGUGCCAGGAUAGCGUUAGCCCACAUUGGCCAAGCUACAUGGGCCAGGAUUGGAACAGCACAGCAUACUUCUGGACCCAGCUCCAGAGGGAGGAGAGCUUACUGACGGGGGUCUCUGACACAGAGCUUCUGGCCACAGACAAGAACGGAAGGACGUAA